Messenger RNA from Mauremys reevesii (Reeves's turtle), 1063 nucleotides. It is a transcript of the gene RIPPLY2, whose product is annotated as ripply transcriptional repressor 2. The coding region runs from base 145 to 528 and encodes 127 amino acids. The transcript is spliced from 4 exons. The record is from RefSeq and is a predicted model, not a curated record. Gene Ontology annotation, cellular component: nucleus. Gene Ontology annotation, biological process: embryonic pattern specification; negative regulation of transcription by RNA polymerase II. NCBI's taxonomy places the organism in Eukaryota, Metazoa, Chordata, Testudines, Geoemydidae.
GGGGUGGACUCCUAAAUAGUCAUUAGCCGAGGACUAUAAAAGCCCCUCAGCCUCGGGCUAGCGGGAGAACUGAUCUACUUCAGGAUCAUCAUCGGCGAAGCAGCACCACUCCCUCGUCCGGAUCCCGUGCUGUAGCGGCGAAGCAUGGAGAGCGCAUACAUAUGCUGCUGCCCUUCACUUCAGGGGUUUAGCUCCAGGAGAUGCUCCAAAGGACAACACGGGGCUGAGGAAUUCUGGAGGCCUUGGAUCCCUACCCAAAGAGAUGCAGAGAGACAGCUGAGAAGAAAUCAAAGUGUGCUGUAUAGUCCAUAUGGGAUGACAGAAGCCUCAGGAAAACUUACCCAAUAUACACAUCCAGUUAGACUAUUUUGGCCCAAGUCAAGGUGCUUUGAUUACUUAUAUCGAGAAGCUGAAGCACUUCUGAAAAACUUCCCGGUUCAAGCCACAAUUUCCUUUUAUGAAGACUCAGAUAGUGAAGAUGAUAAUGCUGAACUGGAGCAAGAUUCGGGAAUAGAAUCUGAUUGCUAACUAUAUGGAGUGCUAAUACCACCUCUAAAACUUUUUAAUUUAAACUUGAUGUAAAAAUGUAUCAUAGUAUUUUUAAAGAUAAUUUAUUUGAAUGUAAGUUAUUGGUAAUAAAACUGAAAUAUUUUGUACAUGCUAUAGUACAUUUGUCUGCCUUUUCUAGUCUAAGGAUUGUUUUUGCUUUUAGGGGAGAAAAGGUACAAAUUUGAAUUUCUUAAAACAGCUGAAUAAUUUAUUAUUCUCAUGAAGCCUGACACAUUUAAUAUAUUAGAGUUCUAGCUCCUAUACUUUGUAGCCCAUAACUAACACAUUCCCAAAUUGCAAUUUUAAAACAAGUUGCCUGAUUAUUCUUUCCUUUACACCAGUUUUAUGAUGAUGUGACUCUAUUGACUUCACUAGUGUAAAAAUGGUGCAACUGUGUGGAAAAACAGGCCCAGUAGAGUGGCUCCAUAAUGAAAAGUUUUCUUUAUAGCUUAAGUGAAGCAUAUCAAGUAAUUAAUCUGGAACAAAUAUUCUUAGUCCUGGUCUACGGGGGAGG